Colletotrichum spaethianum is the source of this 1710-nucleotide messenger RNA. RefSeq names its product mitochondrial-processing peptidase subunit alpha. Lineage: Eukaryota; Fungi; Ascomycota; Sordariomycetes; Glomerellales; Glomerellaceae. The coding region runs from base 1 to 1710 and encodes 569 amino acids. Gene Ontology annotation, molecular function: metalloendopeptidase activity; metal ion binding. Gene Ontology annotation, cellular component: mitochondrion. The transcript is spliced from 2 exons. The record is from RefSeq and is a predicted model, not a curated record.
AUGCUUCGAUCAUUAGCGACGCGCCUCCCGCGGCGCGCGGCCGCCACGACUUCUCGCCUUGCAACGACGCUCCGCCCCUCUACCGUCCCCUCGUCCCGCCGUGCGCUCGCGACAACCAUCGACGCCAUCCCCAAAGAGCCGACAGAACUCGACGCCAUCACGACGCUCCCCAACGGCCUGCGCGUUGCCUCGGAAGCGCUGCCGGGGUCCUUUUCCGGCGUCGGCGUGUACGUCGAUGCCGGCUCCCGGUACGAGGACGCGGGCCUGCGAGGAGUUAGUCACAUCAUGGACCGGUUGGCCUUCAAGUCGACGGGGAGCCGCAGCGCCGACUCGAUGCUCGAGCAGGUCGAGGCGCUCGGCGGCAACAUCCAGUGCGCCAGCUCCCGGGAGAGCAUGAUGUACCAGGCGGCAACGUUCAACGGCGCCGUGCCGACGACGAUUGGGCUCCUGGCCGAGACGAUCCGUGACCCGAAGCUCACCGAGGAGGAGGUCUUGGAGCAGCUCGGCACGGCCGAGUACGAGAUCAAGGAGAUUUGGAGCAAGCCGGAGCUCAUCCUGCCGGAGCUCGUGCACACGGCCGCCUUCAAGGACAACACCCUGGGCAACCCCCUGCUCAUCUCGAGGGCGACCAUCCAGCGAUACCGGGACCUGUUCUACCGUCCGGAGCGUAUCGUUGUCGCCUUUGCGGGCGUCGAGCACAGCGAGGCCGUGAAGCUUGCGGAGCAGUACUUUGGCGACAUGAAGGGCUCCUACCAGGAGCCGACGCUCCCGAGGACGGGAUCGGAGACGUCCCUCGGCUCCCAGGGGUCCGAGUCCACCGACGCAUCAUCCUCCGCAUCCUCCGCCUCCCCCGUCCAGCAGCCGUCUAAGCUCCUCUCCAAAGUCCCCUUCUUCAAGAACCUCUCCACCUCGGCGCCCAACAGCGCCUCCGUCCUCUCCGCGUCGUCGCUGUCUCACAACAUCAACGCCCCCGCCCACUACACCGGCGGCUUCCUCUCCCUGCCCCCUCAGCCGCCGUCUCUGAACCCCAACCUGCCGACCUUCACCCACAUCCACCUCGCCUUCGAGGGCCUCCCCAUCUCCUCGGAAGACAUCUACGCCCUCGCGACGCUGCAGACCCUGCUCGGCGGCGGCGGCUCCUUCUCCGCCGGCGGCCCCGGCAAGGGCAUGUACUCGCGCCUGUACACCAACGUCCUCAACCAGCACGGCUGGGUCGAGUCGUGCGUGGCCUUUAACCACUCGUACACUGACUCGGGCCUCUUUGGCAUCUCGGCGAGCUGCAUCCCCGGCCGCACGGCCAGCAUGCUCGACGUCAUGUGCCGCGAGCUGCGCGCCCUCACACUCGACACGGGCUUCUCGGCCCUCAAGGCGGGCGAGGUCAACCGCGCCAAGAACCAGCUCCGCUCCUCGCUGCUCAUGAACCUCGAAAGCCGCAUGGUCGAGCUCGAGGACCUCGGCCGCCAGGUCCAGGUCCACGGCCGCAAGAUCCCCGUCACCGACAUGUGCCACAAGAUCGAGGCGCUGACCGUCGAGGACCUGCGCCGCGUCGCGCGCAUCGUCGCCGGCGGCCUCGUCGAGAACCCGGGCCGCGGCAGCGGCGCGCCCACCGUCGUCCUGCAGGAGGCCCAGGCCCACGGCGUCAGCACGCACACCCUCGAGUGGGAGGCCGUCCAGAACACGAUUUACGACUGGCAGCUGGGCCGGAGGUGA